AUGAUAAGUGGCAUUCAAAAAAUUAUCUCCAGACCUUCAAUGAACCAAUAAAGGUUCUUGAUGAAAGAAAUCAAAUCAGCAAAAAAUCUCGAUCAAAUAUUUAAUGACAAGCAGUACCUAGAAAGAUGUGAAUUCAUAAUGAGUUAAUACGAUCAUAAAAAUGGCAAACUCAAAGUUAUUGAUUACAGCAUAUGUGAGUAACAGUCAUGGAAGAGUGUUUUCUAAUCCUAUCGAUAGAUUAUUCAGAAUCAUGCCUGUGAGGAAAUUCAAAAUGCUUUCUACACCUUGAAUUAGAAAUUGAGCUUUUAGGAAGAUCAAAUUCCAUAGUUAGCUAAAAUUUCUGAAAUUUUUAAUGAACUAAACGGCUGGAAAAUAAGGCCAGUCCCAGGUUUGAUUUCUGAUUAGGACUAUCUAGAGGCACUCUCUAACAAAGUUUAUUGUUCAACAUAAAUCAUUCGCAGACCUUAAGAUGUAGAAUUUUCUCCUUAUCCAGACUACAUUCAUGACUUACUAGGUCAUAUAAUUCCCAUUGCAAAUAGAGAUAUCUCUAAUAAGCUUAAUAAAAUAGGUUGUCUGUCUGUUAAUGUUGAUAAUGAAUAGCUUGAGUAAAUUGCCUUCAUAUAUUGGAAAGUUUUUGAAAUGGGAUUUAUGAAAGACAAAAAAGGUUAAUAUAAGGCCUUAGGUGGAGCUGUUUUAUCUUCUCAUAGAGAGCUAAUGAAUAUCUACAAUCAAGAAGUUAGUAUAAAGCAUAUUAGAGAUUUCUAGAUGGUAAAGAAAAAUGUUUAGGAUGAGUCUCUUUAAAAAGAAUACUACUACAUAGAUAGUCUUGAUGACAUUGAUGAAGUGCUUGAGAAUUUAUAACAAAGUUGGAGUAGUAAUAAAAACAAUUCAGCUAUUGCUGAUUUUCAUUUCUAAUUUGACCAUAGUGAUUAAAAUAAGAUGUAGAAAUUGACAUUGUGA
Stylonychia lemnae is the source of this 960-nucleotide messenger RNA. The record is from the annotation of a GenBank genome assembly. NCBI's taxonomy places the organism in Eukaryota, Ciliophora, Spirotrichea, Sporadotrichida, Oxytrichidae.